Molecule: messenger RNA, 2282 nt
Organism: Alexandromys fortis (reed vole)
Lineage: Eukaryota; Metazoa; Chordata; Mammalia; Rodentia; Cricetidae
Gene: Psmd11
Product: proteasome 26S subunit, non-ATPase 11
Exons: 13
Biological process (GO): ubiquitin-dependent protein catabolic process
Cellular component (GO): proteasome regulatory particle, lid subcomplex
Molecular function (GO): structural molecule activity
Source: RefSeq, a predicted model, not a curated record
GCGGACCUUCCGGGUGUGUGUUUCCGGCGUCGGUGGCGGCGGCCGGGGACGGUGUGAGAGCGGUAAGAUGGCGGCCGCAGCGGUGGUGGAGUUCCAGAGAGCUCAGUCCCUACUCAGCACCGACCGGGAGGCCUCCAUCGACAUCCUCCACUCCAUCGUGAAACGUGACAUUCAAGAAAAUGAUGAGGAGGCAGUCCAGGUCAAAGAGCAGAGCAUCCUUGAACUGGGGUCUCUCCUGGCGAAGACUGGACAAGCUGCUGAGCUUGGAGGACUCCUGAAGUAUGUACGACCUUUCUUGAAUUCCAUCAGUAAGGCUAAAGCAGCUCGUCUGGUCCGAUCUCUUCUUGAUUUGUUUCUUGAUAUGGAAGCAGCUACAGGGCAGGAGGUCGAGCUAUGUUUAGAGUGCAUCGAAUGGGCCAAAUCAGAGAAAAGAACUUUCUUACGCCAAGCAUUGGAGGCAAGGUUGGUGUCUUUGUAUUUUGAUACUAAGAGGUACCAAGAAGCAUUGCAUCUGGGUUCUCAGCUGCUGCGGGAAUUGAAAAAGAUGGAUGAUAAAGCCCUUUUGGUGGAAGUACAGCUUUUAGAAAGCAAAACAUACCAUGCUUUGAGUAAUCUGCCGAAAGCCCGAGCUGCCUUAACCUCCGCUCGAACCACAGCCAAUGCCAUCUACUGCCCCCCUAAAUUGCAGGCCACUUUGGACAUGCAAUCAGGUAUUAUUCAUGCAGCAGAGGAGAAGGACUGGAAAACUGCUUACUCAUACUUCUAUGAGGCAUUUGAAGGCUAUGACUCCAUUGAUAGCCCCAAGGCCAUCACAUCUCUGAAGUACAUGUUAUUGUGCAAAAUCAUGCUCAACACCCCUGAAGAUGUCCAGGCUUUGGUGAGCGGAAAGCUUGCACUUCGGUAUGCAGGGAGGCAGGAGUAGUGACUUUAAUGUGUUGUGCCAGUCUCUGGUAUGAGCUUUAUUUGGCAGGCCCUGACAGACUACCGGGCAGAGCUCCGGGAUGACCCAAUCAUCAGCACACAUUUGGCCAAGUUGUAUGAUAACUUACUGGAACAGAAUCUGAUCCGGGUCAUUGAACCUUUUUCCCGAGUACAGAUUGAACACAUAUCUAGUCUCAUCAAACUCUCCAAGGCCGACGUGGAAAGAAAAUUAUCACAGAUGAUUCUUGACAAGAAGUUUCACGGGAUUUUGGACCAGGGGGAGGGUGUCCUGAUCAUUUUCGAUGAACCCCCAGUAGAUAAAACUUAUGAAGCUGCUCUGGAAACAAUUCAGAACAUGAGUAAAGUAGUGGACUCCCUCUACAACAAAGCCAAGAAGCUGACAUAGAGUUGGAUCUGUAGCGGUUCUUUGGAGAGUGUGUGUGGCGGGAGAGUGAACCCUUGGGGAAAUGCUAGGAGAUUCUUUUCUUUCUGUUCUACUUUUCGCUCGGAAAGUUUUUAACCCUCAUUGGUGCAUCUGUAUCCAGCGAUAGGCGGCCAGUUCUCAUGUAAUCAGCACUGGCCAACAUGGGAGUGGGGAAAUUGCUUAAAAAAAAAGAAAAAAGAAAAAAAAGAUUCUAAAUAAAAGGAAAAAGGCUUACACUACCUAAAGCUGUGCUCUCUGCCUCCUGGGAGAGGGCCGCAAAGCCAGGCACCCCGCCAACCACUGGGGAUCCUCAUCCACCUGCUGGGCGCCACCUCUCCUCCUCUUCAGAAUUGGGUGUUUGCUGACCAUCAAAAGCAACGACUUUUUAUUCUGUUUGUACUGAACCAAAACAAACAACUGUGUAUAGACUGCUGUUUUCUUUUUUAUUUGAAACGAGGCGUUGGUGUGCUCUCCCUUCCCUCUCUGACUUUGGCUCCAGCAGACUACCUGAAAGGCCGGCUGUGGAGCCACUGCAAUACGGCUCUGCUCUGACCUGUGAAAGAAUGGGAACAAGUCCAGGAGCUAGUGUCCACUAUGGCCACAUGGGCGGGCGCAGUGUGGGCCUCAGCCCUCAGGGUGCCUGCUGUGCACAUGGCUUUCUUUAACACAGUAACUAGAUUAGAGGGCAGUGUUUUAACCACCCCUCCUCCCCUCUUUGCUUUCCUCUCCUCUAUUUGCUUUCAGCCGGGAGACCAUGUCCUUUCUCUUUCCCUCUAGAGGAGUUGGGUUGUCUGACUCCAUCUGCUGCUUUCCCUCUCUACCCGUCUCUCCUGCUGUCAGAUGGAACUAUCCCUUUUCAAAACAGUAACAUGGGGAAUGAGGCUGGGUGGUUUUAACUUAAAUUACAAAAAAAAAAAAAAAAAAAACCAAACCAAAA